AUGACCCGGCACCGGCGGAGAGCACAGGGUGGCGCGGCUCGGCAGAGGAGUAAAAGGACGCGGGGGCAACCAGCACAGCCGCAAGAUGCCGAUCUCCUCGCCACUGCCGCCUCCGGCUUCCUCGCCACUGUCACCGUGCCACUGCCGAUUUCCUCCCCACCACCGCCGACUUCGAUGAACUACAUGAGUGAGAGUUUGUACGAAGACGAGGAGUUUGUCCAGAGGCAGCUUUUAGCACUAGUUGCCCCUAAGGUGUUUUUCUACUUGGCCGAGCUAAAUGGUGCUCUGUCGUAUGCACUUGGUGCUGGACCCCUGUUUGAUGUUUCUGAUGACUCUGUUUACGCUCAAACACUGUUAGCAAAAGCUUUGGAUGAACAUACUGCCAUCCAAUCAAGAGCCACUGGGGAAGAAAAAACGAUGUACAGUGGCUGCAGGCUAUUGUGGAAAGGAUGCUGGACAAGCACAGAAGUUAUGAGGUACAGUAUCUGGUGUUGGAAAGUCUCUGAAGAUGCAAAACCCAGGUGUCAAGAUCAUCUGUAUUCAGCCAGAGAAAAAUGUUUCAUUGAGUUUAUCUAUGGUUCCAGGAAAGCUUGUGCGAUCAAAGUUGGAAGCUCCUUUACCAACCAUCAAGUUCAGGAGAAGCUCAAGAGCAGCUGCCACUUCCCUUAA
Messenger RNA from Miscanthus lutarioriparius, 669 nucleotides. The record is from the annotation of a GenBank genome assembly. Lineage: Eukaryota; Viridiplantae; Streptophyta; Magnoliopsida; Poales; Poaceae.